This is a messenger RNA of Nicotiana attenuata, 983 nucleotides long. RefSeq lists its product as uncharacterized. The record is from RefSeq and is a predicted model, not a curated record. NCBI's taxonomy places the organism in Eukaryota, Viridiplantae, Streptophyta, Magnoliopsida, Solanales, Solanaceae. The transcript is spliced from 3 exons. The annotation marks the transcript as partial.
AUGCUAGUUCAUGACUACGAACUCUUCUCAAUGAAAGAAGGAGAACCCAUUGAAGAAAUGUUUGCCAGGUUUAGUAAGAUAAUUAGUGACUUAAAGGCAUUUGGCAAGCCCUACACCAGUGGUGAUCAAGUCAGAAAAAUUCUCAGAAGUCUGCCAACUACUUGGCAGACCAAAGUAGUCACUCUAGAAUCCCAAGACCUAAAAAAAUUGUCCUAUGAUGAACUGCGAGGAGAACUCAUUGCUUUCGAAAGGACGCAUUUAAAAAAGACAAAUCAAGAGGAGAAAAAGCAAAUAGUUGCAUUCAAAACCUCUACUGAAAUGGCUGAAAAUGAAAUUGAUGAUCCUGAAGCUCUACAAGAAGAGAUUGCUAUGAUGUCUAGAAAUAUGGAUGGAUUGAUGAGGAGAUACAGAAAUACAAAGAAAGGAAGAUUCCCACCAAGACGAUCCAGGCAAUACAAUGAACAGGAUAAGAACGAUGGAAAAUGCUACGAAUAUGAAGAUGAUUCAGAUGACGAGAACUGUUUCAUGGCACGGGGUGAAACUAGUGAGGAUGGGUUUGGAAACAAAAAAAUUCUGAACCUAGUAACACUAACCCACCAGGACCCAAGCAAGCUUGGGUACCUAAAAGAAAGUGAUCAUCUUGUCUUGCGGGAACACCACAGAGUAAGCCGCAAAGGAAAAUGGUAUCUAGAUAGUGCGUGUUCCAGUCAUAUGACAUGUGACAAAAACCUGUUCAAGGAAGUUACAAAGAUCGAUGGAGGAAGUGUAAAAUUCAGAGACGAUUCAAGGGGCAAAAUAGUUGGCACUGGAACAAUUCCUUUCAAUAACAACUGUGACAUUACUGAAGUAUAUCUCGUUGAUGGCCUAAACUACAAUCUCUUGAGCAUAAGUCAACUCUGCGACUUAGGAUAUGAGGUAAAGUUUAAAAGAACAGGGUGUGCUACUGAAGACGAACCAGGUAAGAUAAUUCUUCCUGGAAAAAG